AAAAACAGGCCACCUGUAGACUGGAGGCUUUGGGUUUGGUCCAGGGCUUCACCAAUCUGGUUUUGCCACAUUUCAUGAUAUAUUUGUCUUUUCGGAAACCGCUUAGAAGCAUAUAUCAUAUAAGUCUGCCCAGCGUAUGCCUAUUGAGCGCAUGUGAGAAUCAAAACAGGAGUCUCAAAGUCAGAGCAAGAACACCCAUGGCCACAAGGGGAUUGGUGCUGUAUCUGCUGUCGGGUUUCUCUGUGGCUGUUCUCUCAGUGUUCUUCUUCACCGACCCAAAUGGCAAUCACACAUACCCACCAUCGAAUCUGUCCUCUCUUAACACCACGCUUUUGCAGUACCCAUUUCCAUCGGUAUCAUCCAGCAGCGAAAAAGUUUGGCCGGAGUUGGAGUUUAGUUGGAGAAUUGUAUUGGCAACUGUGAUUGGGUUUUUGGGAUCAGCAUUUGGAACGGUUGGUGGAGUCGGAGGAGGAGGCAUUUUUGUUCCUAUGCUUACCUUGAUUGUUGGGUUCGAUACCAAAUCUGCUGCUGCACUUUCUAAAUGUAUGAUAAUGGGGGCAUCGACAUCGUCAGUCUGGUAUAAUCUAAGAGUAAAUCAUCCAACCAAGGAAGCACCCAUCAUAGACUACGACUUGGCCCUUCUGUUCCAGCCCAUGCUCAUGCUUGGGAUCACUGUUGGAGUAGCUCUCAGUGUUGUCUUCCCUUACUGGCUUAUAACCAUCCUCAUCAUCAUUCUGUUCAUGGGGACUUCAACGAGGUCUUUCUUUAAGGCAGUCCAGAUGUGGAAUGAAGAGACACUUUUUAAGAAAGAGUUGGAGGAGCAAAGACGAACCAUGGUCAACUCUCAUGGCGAACUUCUAAUCGAUGCAGAGUAUGAUCCUUUGAUUCCCAACGAGGAAAAAUCAUGGAUUCAAAUAUUAUUCUCCAAUCUGAGGUGGAAACGAAUUCUGGUGCUAGUAACUGUAUGGGUUAUUUUCCUACUUCUUCAGAUCUUCAAGAAUGAUUCAACAGUUUGCAGUGCAUGGUAUUGGGUGCUCUUCUUACUACAGUUUCCUGUAGCAGUUGUAGUGUUUGGUUAUGAAGCAGUUAAACUACACAAAGAAUACAAGAAGAGGAUUAUCUCAGGGAACACAGAAGCAGUUUGCGAGGCUAAUAUUGAAUGGACAGGACUGAACCUUGCAUUCUGUGCUCUCUGUGAUCUUGGGGGCACUGUUGGAGGUCUGUUGGGUUCAGGUGGUGGAUUCAUACUGGGUCCACUCCUCCUUGAGAUUGGUGUCAUCCCCCAGGUUGCAAGCGCAACAGCGACUUUUGUGAUGAUGUUCUCAUCAUCCUUAUCUGUUGUGGAGUUCUACCUCCUCAAGAGGUUUCCCAUUCCAUAUGCUUUGUACCUCAUAUCAGUGUCUGUUGUGGCUGGCUUUUGGGGACAGUUAUUUAUAAGAAAACUGGUUGCAUUUCUAAGGAGAGCUUCAAUUAUCAUAUUCAUCCUAUCCGGUGUGAUAUUUGCCAGUGCUCUCACAAUGGGAGUUGUUGGGACCAAAGAGAGCAUCACUAUGAUACACAAUCAUGAAUUCAUGGGGUUCUUAUCAUUCUGUGACAGCCAAUGAUUUCUUGCAAUGAAGAAAAAGGUGGAUGCUCAAGGAGGGAAAUGCACUGGAAAUCAAAGGGAAGCAUGAAUAUAUCAUAGGAAAAGCAAUGGAGUUUGUUGGCCAAUGCCUAAUUGACCAACCCCGCAAUAAAAAACUAUUCUUUAUGCUUAUCUCUGGAUUUGGCUGUGUUGAGGGUUAGCUACUGGCUAACACCACCGGCUCCAGUUCUCUAUUCUAGGUCAUUGUGAACAAAAAAUUAUUUAUUGUGUUUAAUAAGCAAUGAAGGACUUGAAUGAUCAGAAAUGAUCAGAAAA
Messenger RNA from Vitis riparia (riverbank grape), 1900 nucleotides. Its product is annotated as sulfite exporter TauE/SafE family protein 4. Gene Ontology annotation, biological process: protein ubiquitination. The record is from RefSeq and is a predicted model, not a curated record. NCBI's taxonomy places the organism in Eukaryota, Viridiplantae, Streptophyta, Magnoliopsida, Vitales, Vitaceae. Gene Ontology annotation, cellular component: Cul4A-RING E3 ubiquitin ligase complex; membrane.